Elgaria multicarinata webbii is the source of this 4551-nucleotide messenger RNA. It is a transcript of the gene UBE2N, whose product is annotated as ubiquitin conjugating enzyme E2 N. Gene Ontology annotation, cellular component: nucleus. Gene Ontology annotation, biological process: DNA damage tolerance; protein K63-linked ubiquitination. The coding region runs from base 86 to 544 and encodes 152 amino acids. The record is from RefSeq and is a predicted model, not a curated record. Lineage: Eukaryota; Metazoa; Chordata; Lepidosauria; Squamata; Anguidae. Gene Ontology annotation, molecular function: ubiquitin conjugating enzyme activity. The transcript is spliced from 4 exons.
GAAGUGAAGGGCGGACUUCUUCCGGUAGUGCGUAAGCCCCGAGCGGAGCCAAGACCCAGCGGAGCCUGAAUCCCGAUAAGACAAGAUGGCCGGGCUGCCCCGCAGGAUCAUCAAGGAAACCCAGCGCUUGCUGGCAGAACCUGUUCCUGGAAUAAAGGCCGAGCCAGAUGAAAGCAACGCACGUUAUUUUCAUGUGGUCAUUGCUGGUCCACAGGAUUCCCCCUUUGAGGGUGGGACAUUUAAACUUGAACUAUUCCUUCCAGAAGAAUACCCAAUGGCAGCUCCGAAAGUACGUUUCAUGACCAAAAUUUAUCAUCCUAACGUAGACAAAUUGGGAAGAAUAUGUUUAGAUAUUUUGAAAGAUAAAUGGUCUCCAGCUUUGCAGAUCCGUACAGUUCUGCUAUCAAUCCAGGCUUUGUUAAGCGCUCCCAACCCAGAUGAUCCACUAGCGAAUGAUGUAGCUGAGCAGUGGAAGACCAAUGAAGCCCAAGCCAUAGAAACAGCUAGAGCAUGGACUAGGCUAUAUGCCAUGAAUAAUAUUUAAAAUGUGCUCUGAAUCAGUGUGCAUCAAUUUUUCCUGUUCUGCCAAGACCUCUUCCUUUUUGUUUGCAUUUAAUGGACACAGUCUUAGAAAACAUUACAGAAUAAAAGCCAGACAUCAGUUCUUUGGUGAUUUAAAUGCACACUAGCAAAUCUGUGUCUUGUCCUAAUUCACUCCUGUUCCGCAUGAGCAGAGGCUAGAAGUAUCAUCGGGAUUGUUUGUGAAAUUGUUUAAAAGCAGUAGCACAUCUCUGCUUUUAAUAAGUUUUCCCCAUCAUGAGUUAAGUGUAAGCACUGUGAAUGAAAGUAGUCAGGGUUAGCUGCAGGGAUUUUUGUUCUAAUUGUGUGGGUUCUUUCUCCCCCUCUUUUUUAUGGUGAUGCUAAUUGCAUUGGUUAAAGCAGCUAACCUGUUAUACUCUAGAAUAUGCCCUCUAGCCAAGUCUAACUUAGAUGCUGUAGAUGGACAAGCUUGGUUGUUUGAACAAAAAUGGGAACAUUAAACCUCCAUUCACUAAUAAUAUUGUGGUUCUGCUGUCAAGUGUAAAAACCCUCCCUUCAAGGAAAAAAGCUUGUGACCAUUUUGUAUGGCUUGUCUGGAAAAUUUUCUGUAAAUCUUAUGUUUUAGUAAAAUAUUUUGUUAUUCUACUUUGCCUUUGUACAGUUUGUUUUGCUGUGUUCUUUUCCCCCCCACUUUUCAAUUGUGACAAUCGUUUUUUUUUUUUUUAAAUGAAGCCAGAUUGGAACAGUUUGAUUUUCACCAACCUAACGGAUGUAGUAAAAUAUUGGACUUUUUGCUGACUUGUAUUAAUAGGCCAUGCCUCAUUAGUGUUCAUAAUAUUUUUGUUUUUGUGUUUUUAAAAAGUCUCUGGUAAAUGUAGUUGCUUAUCAGAGUCUUAGUAGGUUAGAUGCAUCAUUGAUGUGUAUGUACUUGCAAUGUUAAGUACCACUGAAGCAGGAAGCUAGCAAAACAAACCGCAAUUUUGAGUAUAUGUGUAACUUGUCUGUCUUGUGCUAAGUAUUAUCAGGUAUCAGACUACACAUUUAAAGGUAAUUUGCAUCUUUUUAAAAAAAUGAUCCUCUACAUAAAAUGAUAUAUUACAGUACAGGUAAAUUGGUUGCUAAGGUAUUUACAGCUAGCCUUGCUGACUCUGGCCUCACCUGCAAUCCUUAAAACUACUACUCUCUUGACCCAUUUCUUCAUUCGGAAGCUAGAAAUUGAUUCAUUUUUUUAAAGCCAUCAUGUUGAAAUGUAAAUAACUCAUGGGAGCAUAUUUUGAUCACAUUUUUAACUUCUGUAUCUCAAAACUUACUUUUCUGACCCUACUUCUUUGCCUUGUCCACCUUCUGAUCUCUCUGCUUUCAGUGCAGCCUGUGUAAUGCCAGCUUGCCACGGGUAAUACCUUUCUUGCAGUUCAGGGGGACAAAACUGAGGUCCAUAGUUCUCUGCUCAUCAUACCUGUUCUAGCAUUAUUUGGGGUUUCUAUAGAAUGUGGUUGUAUGUAUUGUGCUCUUAUGUAAGAUAAAGAUUAUCUAUUAAAAUCACAUUUUCAACAGACAAAAUGCUUUUAGUGAUGGUAUUCUCCCUCAAGUUGACUGCAAUAUAGCAUGAUAAAAGGCUGAUAAUCUUAACAAGAUUCUUGAGAUUGUAUUGUAUCUGGGCUUGGAGAUGGUCCUUCUCUGUUACCAAUUAAUAGCACCAUUGCUGUAUUAGAGAACUGUUAAUAAUAUGCUUUGUCAACCAAUAUCUCCUAUAUUUCAUUGACUAUAGUGAACUCAAACAAAAACAUAUACUUGCAUUGCAGUGUAAAUCCUAAACUUGUUAACUUGUUAACUCAGAAGCAAGUCCUACUGAGCUAAACAAAACUUACUCCCUAGUAAGUCUGCUUGGGUUUGCAGACUUUUUAAAAUUAGUUAUUUGCAUAGCAAAUGGCUUUGUAUCGUGUAUUUCGAUGCUCACACAUUUGAACAUUGGGAUUUUCCUGACAUUCAAAAUGCUUCUGUUCUGGGGUUACACUUCUAUUUUUCUUUUUGUAACAUCUGACAGCCAAAUUUUGGAUUAUUGUACCUUACGUUCUGGGAUGAAAAUACUGAGAUGUAUUCCUAGAAAAAAUGUUCUAAAAGCUGUUGUGAGGAAAAAAAAGUAUACAGCAAUAUGUUUAAGUCUGAAGUUCAUGUGACAGCUGUAUUGUUAGAAUCCUGCUUAGCUUUCAAACCUAGGACCAUAAUCCAGCCAAAAUUAAGCACCAAUUUCAAUGGGAGUACUAUGGCAUGAUUCUAAGCAUAUUUUUUUGCAGUAAGUGCCACUGGCUCACAUGAAUCGUGGGUUAUCAUUACAAACGCAACCUGUGGGUUAUUGUUGGGUUGUGAACUCUGGGUUGUUCAUGGUUAACAAUACCAUAGUUAACUACAAUGCUGGCUUCACAAGUAAUGACAACUACGAUUCAAUGACAACUCAUACUCAGCAGUACUCUGGGUUACUGUUAUGUGUGAACCAGGUCAUUGAGUUCAAUGGACUUUACUGUUCCAUGAGUGUGCAUAGGAUUGUAGCCAUAAGCAUAUGCUUACAUAUCUCCUGUUGAAAUAAAUAGGACUUAAAAGUGCUUUCCUUUGUAUUGUAUCUCUUUAUUUCUUCCUUGCAUGUCGUAAAUGUCUGUAAUUGUGCACUAAUUGAAUCAAGAUCUUAAACUUUGGCGGCAGCAAAAAUCCUGUGUUCUGCUCUAGAGAGGUGUGUGUACACACAAACCUUUGAGAAGCAUUUUUCCUCUGAUGGAAUCGUGCACAGUAUUUGAAACUCACCAAAUUUAAAAUAAUCUUGGGAGUUUGGUGCAAAUGCUGCUUAAUAGGAAUCUGUUAUUAAGUAUGCAUGCUAUUCCCACUCCCCUGCCCCAGUGCAUUGAAAAACAGCUCUGGUGCCAAAUCACUAAAAUAUUUUCUAAACUAGGGAGUUUGGGCAUUCCAUAGGGACAGUGGUUAAGAGGAAAACUCCUCUAGCUCUAAAUAUUGAGAGUGAUAAUUAAAAUGUCUUUAAGACUUAAGUUCUGAAAGGUGUGAAUUCUUAAUUUUGCAUCCAAAUCUCUCAAUCCUAAAAAGUGGAAAUCUUUGGAAAUUAUUUUUAUUCCAUUUAAGUGUAGGAAUGCAACUAAAGUUAUUGAAGGUACUUGAAUCUCAUGUGUGUAUUUGAUGGAACCAAUAACUUGAUAUAUCAUGUAAAACUACAGUUUUUUCCUUUUAGCAAAUUCAGCUUGCAAAAUUAAACUUACUUUGGCUACGAUUCACAGCCUAUUUACUCUGAAGCAGUCCCAUGGAGUAUGCUGAAUUCUAAUACAACUACUCAACAAUAAAUAGGUCAUACUGUACAGUCUUGAUACAUCUCAGCUGGGUGGAAUUGUCCCAUUGUUCUGCUAAGCAGAGUUGAAUUAUUUCAACUUCUACAAUUAGGUCUUUUAACAAUAUGAAAAUGCCUUUGCUUUAUGAUAGUGAAUACAAGGAAGAAAGACUGGGAUCCUUUAUUGAAUUACAGUACAGCUGCUCCAUAUUAAUAAUCUUGGUGCUAAUAUUUAACAGGUUUGAAGAUUUCUCAUGUACUGAUUUAUGAACCCUAAGCUUAAACUAAAGUCAUGUUUGCAGUGAUCACCUUUCUUUAGUUAGUGAAUAGGUAGAUCUUGUGUUUGCAGUAAUAUUCUUGAAAGGAGGAAAACCUAAAUGACAGACACGUCUGUGCUUUGCAUGGGUAAACUGUUUAACUGACAAGAGUAAACACAUUGCAUAUCAAGUGUAAUAAUGGCCUAAAAUAAAUGUGGAUCUUAUGCUUUUAAAGGAAGCUUAUUUCCAGCAUAUUCUGGCUACUGUACAACAUCUGGGCUAGUUGAAUCACAGAUUUAUGUAUAUCUGACCUUAAUGUACAUUCCUACCAUGUCCAGGGUUAUUUUCAAAUGCCUGAUAGGUUCUGUUUAACAUCUUCUGACUGUAAUGUUAUGACACCAAAAUAAAAGGAAGAGUGAUUAUUCAUUA